CACAUAGAAUGAUCGGUACACAUUUGAUCACUUUUCUCUCCAUUAAGACAUAACACCUUUUAUCACCCUCAAACAUGCAUUCUCCUCUUCGUCUACUUCCUUUUGCCUUCAUCGUUAACACCUUUAUCAUCCUCUAUAAUCUUCUUAUUUCAAACACAUCCAUCAAUUAUGUAUAUGUUCUUAAUUGUAGAAUUUAAUUAAUCUCUCAAGUUGAAUAUACUUUUUCAGUUUUCAUCAUCACCUCCACACAUGACUCCACAUUUUUUUCUUUCUCAUUUUUCCUAUAUCGUCAACUUAGUUCUCUUUCUUGCAUUCUUCUUCUUAAUCCCAAUACAUGUCAAUUGUGAUGCUAAGAGCUACAAAUCAUGUGCACCUUUUACCUGUGGAAGUUUCACCAACAUCACUUAUCCAUUUUGGAAUAUGAACAGUCAACCAAAUUACUGUGGUCAUCCAAACUUCACGCUUGAUUGCCAGAAAAACAACUUGACUAUUGACAUCAACUCACAAAAGUUUCAUAUCAUUGAUAUGAAUCAAACAUCACAGCUUUUGAAGAUUGCAAGGUUGGAUUUAUGGAAUUAUGAUGCUGCAAAUAUUCCUUCUUGUCCUGAUACCAAUGUAAGCUUAAACCUGGAUUUCUUCAAGUACACUUCCAAUGAUGAGAGCUAUACUCUAUUGUCCGAGUGUGAUCCUCUUCCUACUGCUUCAUUCGGAUCUCCUUUGAGUUCUGAAGUUUCUCAAGAGAUUUUAUGCCUAGUAGAUAGUAAACCUCAAGAUGCAUAUUUAGUAUUAAGUACUAAAAUGGCGGAUUUCACGGGCCUAGAGUGUAAGAACAAUAUCAAAGUUUAUGGACCAAAAAGCUCUAUCAUAGAAGAGUCAGGUACAGCGGUGAAUGUUUUAAAGGACGGAUUUGAGGUUGGGUGGAGUGGUGUGGACGAGGAUAUAUGUAACUAUUGCAAGAAAUUUGGUGGGAGAUGUGGAUACAAUACAUCUAAAAGUGCAAUUAUGUGUAUUUGUCCUAAUCAACAAUCUUAUGGCGAUUGUGGAUUUUGUCGCGACAAUUCAACAACUGAGAUUUGGCCGGAUGAGUCGGGUUGCACAGGAUCCAAGCUGUAUAAGUCUGUGGCACCAUCAUCUCUAGCAGAACCAUCAUAUGGAUUACAACAGCCAUAUGGAGAUACACCAUUUCAAGCAUUAGUACCAUCUUCUAAUUCAGAUUCAAAAAAGUCUCGGCACGCUUCAAGCUCAUUGAAUUUGAAGAGGAAACUCAUUUUUGCAGGUGUUGUUGGAGGUGUAGUAAUAGUAGCGUUGCUGAUGUGCAUCACAAUUUGUUAUAUUAGAGGUAAGUCAUCAAUACAACAAGUAAAAUUAUGGUUUAAGACAAAGAAUGAUAAAAACAUCGAAGCAUUUUUUAAAGAACAUGGAGCUUUAACCCAAAAGAAAUACAAAUUUUCAGAAAUAAAAAAAAUGACAAAUUCAUUCAAAGUUAAACUUGGUCAAGGGGGUUUUGGUGUUGUGUACAAAGGAAAUUUACUCAAUGGUUGUCCUGUGGCAGUGAAGAUAUUGAAUGCAACAAAAAGAAAUGAUGAGGAAUUUAUUAAUGAAGUUGCAAGUAUUACUAGAACCUCACAUGUUAAUGUUGUCACUCUUCUUGGAUUUUGUUUUGAAGGGUCUAAAAAAGCGCUUGUAUAUGAAUUUAUGUCUAACGGUUCUCUUGACAAAUUUAUUUACAAUAAGGGAUCUGAAACUAUUGAAUCUUUAAGUUGGGAUAAUUUGCAUCAUGUUGCGAAAGGAAUAGCUCGUGGGCUAGAGUAUUUGCAUAGAGGAUGCACCACUCGAAUUUUACAUUUUGACAUAAAACCACAUAACAUUCUUUUGGAUGAGAACUUUAAUCCAAAGAUUUCCGAUUUUGGACUUGCAAAGCUUUGCCUUAGAAAAGAGAGCAUUAUUUCGAUGUCAGAUCAAAGAGGGACGAUGGGAUAUGUAGCUCCAGAAGUAUGGAAUAGACAUUUUGGAGGAGUUUCACAUAAGUCGGAUGUUUAUAGUUAUGGAAUGAUGUUGUUAGAAAUGGUGGGUGGAAGGAAAAAUAUUAAUGCUGAUGCAAGUCACACAAGUGAGAUAUACUUUCCUCAUUGGGUAUAUAGUAGACUUGAGUUUGGAAGUGAUUUGAGACCUAAUGGAGUAAUGGAUACGAAAGAAGAUGAGAUUGCAAGGAGAAUGACCAUUGUGGGUAUGUGGUGUAUUCAAACAUUUCCUAAUGAUAGGCCUACAAUGAGUAAAGUAGUUGAAAUGUUAGAAGUUAGCAUGAAUUCAUUGCAAAUACCACCAAAACCAUUACUUUCGUCUCCUACUAGAUCAAUAUCAGAGUCUUAAAUGUCUUAAAAUUUGAGGGCAUGUAUAAUUUUUUAAUACUUUUUAAUUAGAAUAGAGAUUAGCUCAAUCCUUUUAAUCAUCGUGUAAAGGGGAGCUUAAUGUCUCAAAGUGUUUUUAUAUAGAAUGUAAAAUUAUGAGCAAUUAAUUGGUCAUGUAAAUGUUAUAGUUUAUAAUUUUUUUAUCUUUUGUGGAAGUAGGCAGCUAGUAAGUGGCAGUUAAGGCCUAUUGUUAA
Molecule: messenger RNA, 2602 nt
Organism: Lathyrus oleraceus (garden pea)
Lineage: Eukaryota; Viridiplantae; Streptophyta; Magnoliopsida; Fabales; Fabaceae
Product: LEAF RUST 10 DISEASE-RESISTANCE LOCUS RECEPTOR-LIKE PROTEIN KINASE-like 2.1
Exons: 3
Coding region: 250-2370 (706 amino acids)
Biological process (GO): protein phosphorylation
Molecular function (GO): polysaccharide binding; protein kinase activity; ATP binding
Source: RefSeq, a predicted model, not a curated record